Encephalitozoon hellem ATCC 50504 is the source of this 1482-nucleotide messenger RNA. Its product is annotated as Suf domain-containing protein. Gene Ontology annotation, biological process: mRNA 3'-end processing. Gene Ontology annotation, cellular component: nucleus. The coding region runs from base 1 to 1482 and encodes 493 amino acids. Gene Ontology annotation, molecular function: protein binding; mRNA binding. Lineage: Eukaryota; Fungi; Microsporidia; Unikaryonidae. The record is from RefSeq and is a predicted model, not a curated record. The transcript has a single exon.
AUGGAUGUGGAUGAGAAGGCAGGGAUUGAGCUGGGGAGUCCGUCUGCUGUUAUGGAGCAUGCAAGAGAUCUUUACGUGUCGAAGGAGUAUAGAAGCCUCGAGGGGCUGUUUGGGAAGUACUUGAAGAAGUCCUACAAUCUGGAUCUUUGGAUGCUAUACAUUGAGUAUGUCAAGAAGGUCAGCCAGAAGAAGUUCAAGCUGUAUGAGGUGUAUGAGUUUACGCUGGGGCAGUUUGAGAACUACUGGGACUCCUACGGGCUAUACAAGGAGUACAUUGAGGAACUUGGGAAGAUUGAGGAUGAGCAGACAAGGAUUGAGAAGAUAAGGAAUGGGUACAUGAGGGCGCUACAGACGCCCAUGAGCUCACUAAGCGAGCUUUGGAAGGACUUUGAGAACUUUGAAUUAGAGCUGAAUAAGAUUACAGGGAAGAAGAUAGUCAGCGACACCCUUCCCAUAUUCCAGAAUUCGUUUCAAAGAUACCAGCAAAUACAGCCACUCAUAAAGAGCUGGAGCAUCAAGAAUGCGGCAAAGCUAAUAGAUCUAGAGAUGGAGAACGAGGCAAAGCUUGGUGCAAGGGCGCAUGAGUCCAGAAUGCACUUUAUACAUAACUACAUUCUGGACUCAUUCUACUAUGCUGAGGAGGCCUAUUUUUUCUACAGCGAGUAUCUGAUUGGGAUUGGGCAGAAGGAAAGAGCAAAGAAGGUGGUACAAAGGGGGAUUGAGAUGAGUGACGGGAUGUUUCUGUCUCUGUAUUAUGGACUUGUGAUGGACGAGGAGGGGAUAUAUGCAGACCUGAAGGGGAGAUACUGUGGAAAAGAGAACGAUGGCGGCGAGAAGGCAUCCAACAAGGAGUGCGAUCUUGUAAGAAUCAACCAUCUGAACUAUGUUCUAAAGAAGAGAGGGCUCGAGUCGUUCAGGAAGCUAUUCAUUGAGCUUGGGAGCGAAGGGAUAGGCCCCCACGUCUUUAUAUAUUGUGCAUUUGUUGAGUACUAUGCAACGGGGAGCCGGUCGACGCCCUAUAACAUUUUUUCCUCCGGGCUCCUGAAGCACCCCGACUCCACCUUGCUGAAAGAAGAGUUUUUCUUGUUCCUGCUCAAGAUAGGAGACGAGGAGAAUGCAAGGGCCCUGUUCAAGAGGCUUGAAAAAACAAGCAGGAUGUGGGACUCGAUGAUAGAAUAUGAAUUUAUGGUCGGGAGUAUGGAGUUGUUCAGGGAGCUUGUUGAUCAAAAGAUGGGCUCGGUCAGAGACAAUGCAAUUCUUCCUUCUCUCCCUGCAAAGGACCGAUGUGUGCAAAUGGAGGGGAUACUGGGGAGGUAUCAUUGCUUCCUUAGUUCGUUCAAUUUCCUUGAUCUGAAAAUUAAAGAUAACUCAAGGCUUUUAGACGAGUUUGUGGAGAAUCUGCCAAAGAUAAGCCAGCAGAGCAAUGUGCUUUCUAACCUGAGAUCGGAGAAGAUAAUCGAGCUCCUCAAGUGUAUGCAAUGA